Molecule: messenger RNA, 3494 nt
Organism: Stegostoma tigrinum
Lineage: Eukaryota; Metazoa; Chordata; Chondrichthyes; Orectolobiformes; Stegostomatidae
Exons: 11
Coding region: 107-3016 (969 amino acids)
Source: RefSeq, a predicted model, not a curated record
UGAAAGUGAAACUCGGGCCGAGCGGAAGCUGCCCGUUGGUGUGCUGUCGGGUUUACAACGAGAGAAGCGCCGGAUCGGGUCACGCACACACACACAGAGAGGGGCCAUGGGCCCGGUGAGGAGCUCGCUGCCGCCUCUGGUCCCGGUGUUAGCACUGCUGACCCUGGUACCGCACUCAGAAAGCAAGGUGACAUUGAAAGACAGUCCAAGUUUUGUGCAAGUAGUACGUAAUGAAAAUGGUCUUCUAGAAUGCGAAAUUGCUGAAUUCAGCGGAUCCAAAAUGACUCUGCAGAACUCGAGCGUUUUAUGGUCUUUCACUAAUGGUGCUGAAAAAUCAAAUGCCUUUGUCUACAUUUCUGGAGUAAUAAGAGAGAAAUGGAAAGAAGCAGAGCUAUUGAGCAGCUCUAUUACACAUGGAAACAUGUCGCUGUUGCUAAAAGAUGUUGCUUAUAAACAUGCUGGACAAUACCAAUGCGAAGUUUACAUUCCACCAAAUGAUAAAGCCACUAAGACAGUAACACUUGAAGUAAUAGCACGACCUACAGUAAUAGUGACUUCAGAAAAAACUGUGGAAGUUGGAACAGGUGGCGAGAUGGCUUUAAGUUGUCAGUUAAGUGGAUAUUUUCCUUGUGAAAGCAAUACUGAAUGGCUACAGACAACCCCAGCACAAGGAAAACUGAGAGUGUUGACUGAUGUUUGCAUUGCCCCGCCGGUCAAAAACCCUGAUGGAACGUGUAACAUAAGCACUGAAGUUAGAUUAGAGCCUGGAGUAGAAGACAUUGGCAGCACUUUCACAUGCCGUGUCUUUCAUAAGUCUUUUACAAAACCAUACCAGGUAGAAGCUUUGGUGACUUUGAAAGAAGCAGAAAUUCAUUUGUCCAAAGCUUCAAUAAUCGGAAGCAUUAUUGGGAGCAUCAUUACUUCUGUUCUUGUACUCGGACUAGGAAUUUAUUUCUAUAUGCGAUUCUAUUAUAAAGUUGCGCCAUAUGUGUCAGAAAUUCAAAAACCUGUGAAAGUUAUACACCGAGAACCUGCAGAACUUACUUGCCAAGUGUCUGGAUUUCAACCUAGUGUUAUUACCAUUGCCUGGUAUUUGAAGAGAUUGAAAGAUGCUGAAAUGAAGUUGAUUGCUGAAUGGCAGGAAGACAACGUAUUCCAUUUCCCUUUGAGCAAGGCCAAGAAAAUAGGAAAGGCUGAAAAAAAGAAUGAAACUGAUGAUUGGAAAGUCAGGGCAGGCAGGAUCCAGAAAAGUGGUGAUGGAACUUUCAGCAUUUCCAGCGUUCUCGAGAUUUAUCCUGACAUUUUUAUGGACAAUGAAGCAGAAAUCACAUGUAAGGUGAUACACCCAUCUAACAGUGAAGCCAUUUGUAAAAAGAUCAAACUCCAUGUUGAUGGAAUUCCUCCUAAGUUGGCUCGCAUAAUUAAGCCGCCUGUGGUGCUGCACAACAGUUCUGUGAUGCUGACUUGUCCAAUAAUUUGUUUCAAGCCACGGCCUGUAAAGAUCACAUGGUAUAAAAAUGUGCAUGGACAGAAAACCCCUUUGCUGGUUUUAGACAAUGCAAAUGAAAAAAAUAUUUUUCCGGAUAAAUAUUCCCAUUAUAUGAGAAGAUUUAAUUAUUCUGACUGCACUGUCAGUGUCUACAGCACAAUACGUUUUAAUGCAACAAUCCAAGAAGAAGAUAAAAGUCAGUACUUCUGUGCAGUUGAACACAUUGGCUUAACCAAUCCAGUAGAGGAACAGGUUCAACUUGAUGUAAAAGCUUUUCCUUCUCUUGAUGCCAUCCUAAGUGAUCCUGUGAACCCUGUAAUUGGAGAAAUGUUGACUCUGACCUGCAGAGUGCAUUCAUUUUAUCCUGAAAGUAUUACUGUCCACUGGUUGAAAGAUGAUGUUAUAGUGGAAUCAAAAACACCUAAAACUGAUCUAAAUUCAAAGCAUGAGUUGCACGAAUUUAUCAGUUCAUUUACAAUUACUCCAACUGUAUCAGACCUACAGAGUAAAUAUAAAUGCCAGGUUGAUCACGAGAGCCUUAUGUAUCCAAGAUUUGCAGAAUACAUUCCUGAAAAUUUAGUGUCCCAUCCUACAGUAUCUGAAAUUACAUGCAGUCCUGACAUCCCUGAAGUAGAGAAAGAGUUGACUUUAACCUGUACUAUAAGUGACUAUUAUCCAAAUGAUAUUCAAGUUGAAUGGUUCAGAAAUGAGGUGAGAAUUAACAGUAAUGUAAGCCAUGAAAAAAUUGAGGAACAAUCAUCCUGUAAAGAUGGUCUGCACAGCAAAGUCACCAUGGUAACUUUAACACCGAGUACAGAUGAUCAUCAAGCUGAAUAUAGAGUCGAAGUUUGCCAUUCAAAAUCUUCAACCAAACCAAUUAAGAAGAACUUCCAGUUAACCCUUAAAGGCUCACCCAAAUUUUCAGUGUUCGUGAUGGAGCCGGAGAACCCUUCGUAUGGAAAGGACUUAUCUGUGUCCUGUUCAGUUUCUGGAAUUUCCCAUCCAAAUGUGACAGUUGAAUGGUAUAAAGCGUCUCAGUUAAUUCACAAUGGAGUCACAAAAACAAAGCCUAUACUUACCUCAGAAAACACUUACAAGGUAGAUGCUCGUCUGAAAUUUUUUGUGACUGCAGAAGACUUUGAAGGAGAAUUAUUCCUUCAGUAUAAAGACAAUGAUAAAGGUGAUACGUUUAAACGAGAUAUUCACCUGCCCCUCCAAGCUGUGACUCCUGAAGUGUCAGAAAUAGAAUGUCAACCUGCUUAUCCCAGAAAGGGUGAAAGGGCUAUUCUUUAUUGCAAGAUCGACCAUUUUUGUCCCGUGGAUAUACUGGUUGUUUGGAGCAAGGGAUGGACAGAAUGCAAGGAUGAGAAAAACACAGAAACGCCCAAAAUCAAUGAGAAGGGGCUUUACUCUACAGUGACACAUUUGCCUAUUGACGUAGUUGAAGGCAGAACAGAGUACAUUUGCGAAGUUCGGCACCUUAAAACUAAUGAUAUCGUAGAGAAGACAUACGUUCUGCACGUUUAGGAAACAUCCCAUAGAAGCUUCUUUUGGAGAUGCCUGCCUCGAAGAAGUUUCCCUCCUCCCUCCAUGAAGACCUCAGCGGAUCUCUCUCUCCCACUGCAACCCCCUUGUAAUCUCUUCGGCCCUGAAACUGUACGACCACAUACUGAAGCAAACCAGGUACUACAGCCACAUUUCCCAUCUCAGUACCUACCUAUGGAACCGGGUCAUCCCCAAUGGACUACAGUCUGCAUUUCAGGCCUUCCCAAUUUGGCGCCAACUGCAACGACUGCUACGUACAGAACAUUAAGAUCCUCCGAAAGACAACAUUCUCUGCGACCCCCUCAAACACACACUUGCAGCAAUGCAUUGGCAUCUCCUGGCCCUACAAUCCAGCCUACCCCAGCUCAGAGCCUCCCUCUCCCAAACCAGCAAAGAACCUCAGCUGUUUUUCAUUCUGCGCAGGAUCCGCAACCUGAACUCAUGAUUCUGCUCUGCUUUA